AUGUCAUGCGAAUCUCGACACCACGUCAUUCUCCUCCUCUCAUACUCAUCCUCAUCCUCACCGACAUUGCCCACUUCUUUCAACGCCAAUGCUCCCCUGUUAAUGCAGCCGUUCAUGCCGCGGAAACGUGCGCGAGAACCAGAGCCCGUCCCCCUCGAGCCCGGUCUUGGGCGCCGGAAGCGUCGCUGCGUGCACCCGGCCCAGCGCUGCCAGUCUGUCCCGCCUUCCGUCAGCCUCGCGCCAUCCACGCCACUGCCGCUCACGCCCGGAAACCUCCAGCUCCUGGACGAGGCAUCGCCUAGCGAGUUCGGCGAGUGCAUCGAGUCCAGCGAGUCCAGCGAGUCCAGUCGUCCAGACGAGCCCUCCAUGGCCGGUGACGAUGAAGCCGCGAACCGAAAAUCCAUCGACAGCUACACCAAGCUCGCGGCGCAUGGCAUCUGCAUCUGCCCCGCGAAUAUACACGCCCUGCCCGCAGAGCUCGCCGACUUCAUCAAACGGAUUGUGCGCGCCGAGCGCGAGACAACGCCUUCGGCAACCACAAUUGCGCAGAAGGCCCCACAAGCGUCCGGCCUGGGUGAGCAAGCAGCCAUCGACCUCCUCUGCGCCGACUUGCUCUUCAAGGGCGAAGGGCCCGCCGGCGGCGGCGGCGAGCGACUAGUGCAGUCUCUACCGAAGCUCAACUUGAACACUGCGUACCUGCCAGACGCAGACAGCUUCGCUGCAAAGGAAGCCGGGCCGCUCUCCCAGGCUCAGCCCGACACGGCCAUUGGGUACAUUACUAGCACCCAGGGCGAACGCGGCGCUGUCGAAGCGCCGCUAGAUAAAGACCAGGAGAUGACAUUGGCCAGGAAAGCCCUCACCUCCUCGCUCCACUUCCCAUUCCUCACCUGCCAAUGGAAAGGAUACACCGGCUCCGAAGGACAGUAUCACGCGUCGCUCCAGGGCGGUCGCGAUGGUGCCUGCGUUGUCAAUUACCUCCACCACUUCUUCACUGAGGCGGGCCAAACACCUUCCGUAGUCGACACUUGCCACUUUUCAGUGACUUCAGACAUCCAGACCUUCCGCUUGUGGGUACACUGGCGCAAAGACUGCGGCGGUGAUCGUGGUACCAUCCAUCAUAUGAAGUGCAUCAAGAGCGCCUUCUCUGAGCUGCCCGAGGAGGACGAAGACGCCAUGAAGCUCUUGGUGGACUUCCGCAAGAUGCUGCGGAAUAUUGCGAGCUACGCGACUAGUACCAGAUUGGAACGUAUCAAGCAGGCUAUUGGAGAUCUGCGUGUUCGCAUGGAAGCCGAGCAGGCGUCCAGGGCCCCAUCUCGAUCCUCGUCUCGACGGUCGAAGAAGUCUAGCAAGUCUUCUCUCUUCGCGCUCCCGACUCCCCCGGCCUCACAGGCUCCCCCGGCAAAGCGGCUCCGCCAGGACGGCACCUGAGACACUAUCCGAUUCCUAUGGUCGAAGAAGCAUCCGCAUUGGGAUCCUGUUUCACUGAAACACCCUCGUUGAAGUUGUUCAUUGACAGAGCAUUGGCACCGAGUAUCGUCAUUUUUCCACAACGCGGCAUCAACCUGCGUCAAUUCUCACCAUGUCCGUACCCUAAUUACCCCUCAGGGUUCUCGCGCUCACAAAAUUACAGGUCAACAACAUCGCCCAUAUGCUGCUCGUAUCCAACCCGUCCCCGCGAACCGGCGUCCCAACAA
Molecule: messenger RNA, 1694 nt
Organism: Trematosphaeria pertusa
Lineage: Eukaryota; Fungi; Ascomycota; Dothideomycetes; Pleosporales; Trematosphaeriaceae
Exons: 2
Coding region: 1-1428 (475 amino acids)
Source: RefSeq, a predicted model, not a curated record